AUGACUCUGACGACCAUUCACGCCGGGCGACAUUUACGUCCGCUGCUCGCUUCAUUCCUCUAUUCUAAACCGUUUAUCCGUGCAACCGAAAAGCUGGAGCUGCCAUCGAUCUCGCAGGUCCAUACCCGCGGUCCUGCUGACAUCCCCUGGUACAACCAUCACGCGGCGGAACGACCGUUAUUGCCCGGCGACAAACUCCCCGCUCUCAGCCUGCCGACAGCCACCCAGGGCCUCUCCCGGACCGCCUACCACGAUCCGUCCCUGGCCAAUUCCACCAAUUCCAGCGCUCGCACAAGUCUCUCCGGUGCUUCAGUGCCUGUCAACGAACCGAGGAGUCCCCCGCCCUCUGCGGACCUGUCUGGGACCCAGGGCCGACUUUCAUUAGAUUCUUCCGCCCCGACUGAAUACAGUCUCCCCCCUCGGUCAACGAAGGGUACUAUCCUAGCCCAACUUCUCUCGGCAGCAUGA
Molecule: messenger RNA, 468 nt
Organism: Penicillium hordei
Lineage: Eukaryota; Fungi; Ascomycota; Eurotiomycetes; Eurotiales; Aspergillaceae
Exons: 2
Coding region: 1-468 (155 amino acids)
Source: RefSeq, a predicted model, not a curated record